AUGGCUACGAUUGUUUGCCACGGUUUACCUUCAGCUCUUGAUUCACACCUUGUUGAAUCAAGAAUACACAAUCUUCGUUUAACUUCUCCAAAACCACUCACAAAUCAACCCAUUGAUUUACCUUUCAAGACGUGUUUUUUGGAAUCAAACACCAAAUCCAACGAAGAUAGUUGGAGUUCCAUUCAAUCACUUUCCAAAUCCAAUGCUUCUAAUGGCCUUAAAGAAUCCACCUAUGUUCAUCCCAAUGUGAAACUUCCAUGGCAGAAACUUAGCUCCAAGAGUUUAGAGCUUUGCACUGAGAAUCUAGGAAACGAAACAGGUGCUGAUAUUUUAGAAAGCAGCAUUGACUUUUUCUCUUUAACGAGCUCAUCUUGUGAUAAAUUGGAUACAAAGGAGCAAAAGAAAAACUCAUGUAAAAAUUUGAGAGCUGAUAAGAAAGAGCGAGCAAAGAAUUUUCCACCACCUUUGAAGAGUAUGAGAGGUUUAGAGUCUCUAAGAGUGAAACCACAUAGAGAAAAUGGAAGGUUGGUUAUGGAGUUAACAAAAGUUCCAUCAAAUGUUUCUUGCUUUCAAGCCGAGAGAAGUAAUGGUCGUCUCCGUCUUUCUUUUUGGAAUGAGGUUGACGAAGACGACACAGAUGAUACAGAUGAUGAAGAUGAAGAAGAAGAAAACACAAAUGAAGUAGAAGAAUGUAUUAUUGAUAACGAGAAUGAAGUAAAAGAUGUAGAAGAAUGUAUUAUUGAUAACGAGCACGAAGUAAAAGAAGUAGAAGAAUUUAUUAUUGAUAAUGAGAACGAAGCGAAUGCAAUAGAAGAAUGUAUUAUUGAUAAUGAGAACGAGGCGAAUGCAAUAGAAGAAUGUAUUAUUGAUAAUGAGAACGAGGAGAUCUAUGAAGUACAAACUCCAACACACAGGCACAAAAUAUUGAGAAUGGAAAAAUAUGAGAGGGAAAGUAGAAGAAGAUGUAAAGAAAUUGGCAAACAUGAAAACCAUGAAAAGAUGGCAAGUUGGAGUGAACCUCUUUGGCUUACAUUGGUGAUUUCAUAA
Vicia faba (fava bean) is the source of this 1047-nucleotide messenger RNA. The record is from the annotation of a GenBank genome assembly. NCBI's taxonomy places the organism in Eukaryota, Viridiplantae, Streptophyta, Magnoliopsida, Fabales, Fabaceae.